AUGAAUACCACUGCAACGGGGGACGGAUUGGCAGGGCCGGACGGGUGCAACCUGUUUGUCUUCCACAUCCCCAACACCAUGACCAACGAGGCCCUGUUCCGUCUCUUCUCCAAGUUUGGGAACGUCAUCAGCGCUCGCAUCAUGGUCGAAAAGGCCACGGGCCGCAGCAGGGGCUUCGGGUUUGUGAGCUACGAUAACAGAGACUCGGCGGAAAAGGCUAUCUCUCAAAUGAACGGGUACCAGAUUGAACACAAGCGCCUCAAGGUUCAGCACAAGAAGGACAAGGAGAGGGAGAGGUACGUGACGGCCCCGUCUCCUAGGAUGAUGGGGCCGGGCGUCGCCGCUGGCAGGAUGCAGCAGACCGCCCACUUCCGGCAGCCGCUCCUGCCCGCGCACAACGCGGGCCUUCGGCACCACCAGGGCGGAGACGACAAGCUGCCGCCCCCAUCCCCGGCGGCGGACACGGGAGGCGCGGGCGUCGCGCCGGGCUUCACCGUCUCCGGCGGCGGCGGCGGAGGCGGUGGCGGCGGCGGCGGCGAGGAGGACCACCACCAAGGCGACGCCUCCGCCACCGACGUGGGAAUCGACGCCGGCCCGCGGGGGGCUAGCACGGGUGGGGGGGACAAGUAUGGCGCGCACUCUAACGACCACCCGCACCUGGCGUAUAUUUACCGGGGGCGGGGCACCGCGGCGGAUGAGACCGGCGGGUACCCCUCGGCCGGCGGCGGCGUCGACGGAAAGGCGGCCGGGGACGAGAAGCCUCAAGACCAGGACUCGGGAUACCACGGGCGCGACGACUCGGCGUACAUGGCGGCCCCGACGUCCAGCGUGGGAGGCAGCGCCGCCAGCCCGGACCCUAAGGGUGUGUCGAGGGCCAGGUCUUCAAGCCCUGGCGCGGCGGCGAACGCUGCUCUGCCGCACCAGUCUCUGGAACACGCGAUGCAGACCAAGCUCACGAUCGGAGGGAACGGAAGCCCGCCUUCCGCUGCGCAGCCCUCGUGAUGAGGGAUGAAAGAUGAUCAGAUAACGAGAAAGAGAAAAGGGGGCCCGAAAGAAGGGCCGACAACAUCACCCCAUACCCCGAUUUGAAGACAGCCCUUGGUAUGCUGGCGGCUCUUGUUGCCAGGACGAAACAGGUUGGCCGCAGCUUUCAUCUCGCCCCUCCUUACUUCACUUCCCCCGCCCCGCCGAGCUGUGCGCUUGAGAGGCGAUCGAUGGAUGCGCUGGUGGGCCUUAUGUGCGAGUCAGAGUCAGAGUCAGGUGUUUACAGUUUAGUUUUGGUGUGUGGUGUGGUGUUGAGUGCGGGCAUGCGGGUUGUUGCGGCGGACGGGUGGUGUUGUUGUUGAUGCCGUUGUUAAAAGCAACUGUACCGGAUGGGGGGAGGAGGCGAAGAAGUGAAGUGCGGUGCUGAUGCGACCGUUUUUUUUGGUUUUUUGGCCGUCCCUGCACUCGGAGCGAUUUGUUGUUUUCGUGCCCCCAAGGGGUGGGUGGUGUGAGGUGUAACUCUUCCCUUUUCCCUGAAUUUUCCUGGCAGUGGUCAACGAAAGUGAGUAGAGGCUAUGAGGAAGGCAGGGGAGAUGGGAUAUGAGGUGCGAUCGAUGAUUUCGAGCAAUCCGUUCCGUUCUGGUGUCGACGUAGCGCCGCGUGUAGUCUGCCGAGCGCGUUGUGAGGCAAGAGUAGAUGAGUGCAGCGCCAUUUUCGAAUCGACCGCAUUUUUUCCGUGUUGGUUAUUGUGCGUGUAGCGCUCCGUCGCUUUUGGAAACGAGAUUUUUUUUUUUCUGUUGUCUUUCAAGACUAAUAUCAUAGUCGGCCGCCGCUUGGCUUGUUUCUGUCCCCUCGUGGAGUUGAUGCGCGGGCGGGUUGAUCUCAUGAAAAUGGUCCAUGUUGACUUGGGGGGCGGGAAAGGGGCUCCGUGAAUCGUGGUAGCCACGGGCACAGGUCGAGCAACUUAGCAGGUCGCGGCGUACCUGGUCCGUCCGGUUACGCUGUCCGGCUCUUGCUUUUUUUUCAUUCGUCGGGGGACCACCUUCCCGAGAGAAAAUGAACCGCUGCUGCAGAAGUACUGCUGCAGUGGUGUUGAUGCUGCUGGUGCUGCUGCUGCUGCGGUGGCGGUGGCGGCUUUUGGGCUUUAAAACCAAAUCGGAAGUGUCUCUUGCCUGACAUUUGCUCUUUUGUCUUUUUCCUUGUUUUGGUGCGAUGGUAACUUGUUGCGCGCCCGUACUCUAGAGUGUACGGUGGGGGCGGGUUUGUGAGGUGGUAGUGGGUGGUGUUGCGUUUCAAAUUUCUUACCCUUACUCUUAAUCUUCAUUUGGUUGCCUGGGGUUGAUUUUGAUCGGAGCUCUCCGUGUCGAGAAGUAGCGGCGGUGGCGGCCAUAUGCAGCACCACGUGUCUACAGCUUUCGCGAAGUUGUGUUUGUUUGUGAUGCGGUGAUACCGAAGCGGUGCCAGAAUUGGGACGCCAUCGAGAGGUCGUGAGUAGCGACUGAGGGACUUGAGGGUCGAGAUGCCGGCAGUAGCAGCAGCGGCAGCAUACGAGUAGGGCCGUAGGGACCAUUCAUGUUGUCCGUCCUUGGCCUUUGUGUUUUUUGCAUGUGAAAGUAGUGGUAUCGGACUGCUGGGGGGGGGGGGGGGGGGGGGGGGGGGGCUGAAUGCUCAUCGUUGGGAAAAAAUCGCUCUGAUAAAUAUUCCAGGUUNUACCUCUCCCACUGACUUUUGAGCAUAAAGCCUUUCCGUUGCGUUGCGUUGGCUUGAUAGAGGGAGGGAGGGGGGUGCAGGGUCGACAAGAAGGGGCGCUUUGCGUCCCGUUCCGUGGCGAAGAACAAGUGGUUUGUUUGCAUGUUCUGUCCCGUUCGCUUCUCUGUGGCGGUGCGGCGACGUACGUUCCGUUCCAACAAGAUGCACGGUGGGGAUUUUUGGUGGGUGGGUCGCUCCGGGGCGAUGGUGGUGUACCGUACCGUAGCUUACGCCACCUCAAACGCGAGAGCGGGCGCCGAUCACAUGGCGUGGGCUUUGCGAAAUGACAUGUUGACAGCGCAGCACGUUGGUUCGUUUCGUUUAGGUGCCGGUUAUCUCUGAGAGACGAGGCUGNCUUGGGCAGGCGAGCAAGGGCUCUGGAGACGGAACACCGCAACUAACACUCAAUACCUCAAUGCACUCGUUGUAUCGUGUAACGCCUCUUGUUUUUAUUCCUUAUUUUCUUGGUUCUUCGGCCACAUGUGCCUCCCAUCGUCCGUGGCAGUACUGAACUAACAGUUGGUUACCUUACCGUACCUUACCCUACCCUACCACACCAAUGUGCCGUGUCGAGUGUUGACCGGGUACUGCAGUAGCUCGAGUUGUCGUCAGGGGGGGAGAGAGAGUCGGAUUGAAGCAAGAGAAAAAGGGCAACAUUUUUUGCCGCGAGGGUCUUCUCUCAUCCCCCUCCCGGCCAACCGACCGACCGGCUAACGGACCAGGCAGAUAAGGGCAACCACAGAGAGAGCCUGGUGGAGACGGGUUGGUUUGUCGCUUCGCUGCUUGGGUUGACUGGCUGAUGAGUUAAUCAGAAGCGCGCAUCGACAGGCAAGGUGCGCUAUAAUUCUAGGUCCGUAUCUAAUCUGUGUACCCCAGUGUGUGCUCAGUUGGAUGUUCUACCGAGUUGAGGUUUGUUAGGUGGGCGCGGAGUCCGCGGGCGUUUUGGAGUCGUCCGAUAACUCGUUUGGCGUUCGCACUUGCGUAGGGAAGUAACGUAUUUUUAUGCAUGCUGCAUGUGCUCGUUUUUCGUGUGUUUUUUUUGUUUCAGUAAUGAUAUGGAGUGGACACAAGCGAGCUUGGUAAAGUUUGGCGCGUCAUUUAUCGUCAUUAAUCAAGAAAUAAGAAGUCACCGGGUUUUUCAUCACGAUUGAUUGUGCCACAUGAUGAUCCAAGGCCAUCACAAAAAUACGUGGUGCGAGCACGGCAAUGAUUGGCCGU
Molecule: messenger RNA, 3951 nt
Organism: Ectocarpus sp. CCAP 1310/34
Lineage: Eukaryota; Phaeophyceae; Ectocarpales; Ectocarpaceae
Source: the annotation of a GenBank genome assembly